Messenger RNA from Knipowitschia caucasica, 783 nucleotides. Lineage: Eukaryota; Metazoa; Chordata; Actinopteri; Gobiiformes; Gobiidae. The record is from the annotation of a GenBank genome assembly.
AUGUUGGACAGUAACAAGGACUCGCUGAAGCUGGAGGCCAUGAAGAGAAUAGUAGCUAUGAUUGCCCGGGGGAAAAAUGCGUCGGAUCUCUUCCCAGCUGUGGUCAAGAAUGUGGCCUGUAAAAAUAUUGAGCUGACAAGAGGUAAACAGGCUUUCACACAGCAGAUUGAGGAGACCAAGAGGCAAAUUGAGGAGGAGGUCAAGGCCAAGAAUGCCCUUGCUCAUGGACUCCAGUCAGCUCGUCACGAUUGCGAUCUGCUCAGGGAACAGUUUGAAGAGGAGCAGGAGGCCAAGGCUGAACUUCAGCGUGGAAUGUCUAAGGCCAACAGCGAGGUUGCUCAGUGGAGAGCCAAGUAUGAAACUGAUGCUAUCCAGCGCACUGAGGAGCUUGAGGAAUCCAAAAAAAAGCUUGCUCAACGGCUCCAAAAGGCCGAGGAGCAGAUUGAGGCUGUCAACUCCAAGUUUGCUUCUCUGGAGAAGACCAAACAGAGGUUGCAGAGUGAGGUUGAGGAUCUCAUGAUUGAUGUGGAGAGAGCUAAUGGUCUUGCUGCCAACCUUGACAAGAAGCAGAGGAACUUCGACAAGGUCCUGGCUGAAUGGAAGCAGAAGUUUGAAGAGGGUCAGGCAGAGCUUGAGGGAGCUCAAAAGGAGGCCCGCUCAAUGGGAACUGAGCUUUUCAAGAUGAAGAACUCCUAUGAAGAAUCUCUUGACCACCUGGAGACCAUGAAGCGCGAAAACAAGAACUUGCAGCGUGAGUUUACAAUGGAGAUUUAUUUACAAUAG